This is a messenger RNA of Echinostoma caproni, 522 nucleotides long. The record is from the annotation of a GenBank genome assembly. NCBI's taxonomy places the organism in Eukaryota, Metazoa, Platyhelminthes, Trematoda, Plagiorchiida, Echinostomatidae.
AUGGUGAAAACGGUGAAGAAUGCCAUCGCCUCUACAAGUACAAAGACAAUUUCAGAGUUGGAAAUGCUCCUAGACAACUUCUUGCUGCAAUACCGAAAUAUCGUACAUGCCACCACCAAAGAGAACCCAGGGAAACUGUUCAAAGCCGGAAGUUUACGGUCCUCACUACAAUGCGUGAAUUCAAGUGACAUCGUGCACUUCCGAGGAAACGAUAUGAGGCCAUCAAAAGGAAUCAUUAUCCGUAAGAUUAGUCAAGCUAUGAUUGAGAUCACCGACCUGACAGAUGCGACAGUUCACCGAUGCCACAUCAAUCACAUUCACUUUAAUGAAAUUCCUACUUCGGAUGAAGACCCUGUAAAGGAAACUCAAGAAAACCCGCCUUGUGCUACGCCACAGUCCCCUAUUCCGGAAACAUCUACUGACGAGAAUAGCCCAGUGACACUCCGACGACCAACCAGAAGAUCAAGUCAAAUCGACGAGGCUCUUUUGAGGGACAAGAUUUGUGGUGAUCCGGCCCUAUGA